Molecule: messenger RNA, 3083 nt
Organism: Elaeis guineensis (African oil palm)
Lineage: Eukaryota; Viridiplantae; Streptophyta; Magnoliopsida; Arecales; Arecaceae
Product: pentatricopeptide repeat-containing protein At3g21470
Biological process (GO): RNA modification
Molecular function (GO): protein binding; RNA binding
Source: RefSeq, a predicted model, not a curated record
ACCACAUGCCAUGUACGCGCCAAUCGUAUUACUGCAGGAAACCACAUCUAUUUGAGGCAUAGCAUCGAAAAUUUGACGGGCCAAGGUCACCAACCACUACAUUUGGAGGACACAUCGAAAAAGGGCAUUUUGAACUAAGAUAUCUAGCCCAAAUACAAUCUGUGCAUGGAUCCCUCUGACCCACUCCAAAUACCCCAAGGACUCGCAGGCUUUGAGGAUAUUGUGUAAAGUUCCCAAAGCCCUCAUCUUACUGCAAGUUGAGAAGGCUUCAUUUCGAUAUCUUUUGUUAAUGAAGCAUUUGAUCAGGGUUGUGAAGAUCACAACAUGUGGAGUUUUGAAUGGCAAGGUCAGGACAGUGGAAGGCCAAAGAGAGAACCAUCAGCUUGGGAUGAUGAUGAUUACUUCCUCCUAGUAGUAGCCCAUGGACUCAGAUUUGGAGAAGGGUUUGUUUUAAUUCCAUCACAGUUAUGUCUUUUUGAAGGACUCCAGUCUUCUUCUGCUCCAUUUUCAGUAUUUUGACAAAAAAUUCCUCCUACAAGCCUAUUUGACCGUUACUCAUCUAGCAGGAGCUUUUUCGUAAUUUUAUUAUCUGGCAAGGGUAUUUUAGUAAUGGUACCACCUCCUUUGGCUCUUUGAGACCCGGUGACUAGCGGUGCAUAAGGAGAGCAGCAGUAGAGCUUCACUAUAAUACCCUCAACUGUGGUCAGUACCACCAAAAUGCCACCGAAGAUAGCUCUUUUGAGGCAGCUUCAUGCCUUGCAUGUAACCAGUGGAAUCCAGGGGCCCUUGAAAUGGAUUAGACUCAUCAAAGACUACCUUUCUCAUGGCUUUGCAGAGGAAGCUCUCCUAAUAUACACCCAAAACCUCCCUGAUAGAAUCCGCCAACCCAUACUACCAUUGGUUCUCAAAGUUUGUGCCUCCCACUCCCUCCUUUCACUUGGCCAAUCGUUGCAUGCAGACUGUAUCAAAGUUGGGAUGGUUCAUGAUCUAUUGGUGGGCACCACAUUUGUCUCCAUGUAUUGUAAAUGUCAUCGGCCGGCCGUUGCUCGUAAGUUCUUCGAUGAAAUGCCUGAGAGGAAUGUGGUGACAUGCAAUGCCCUGAUUGGAGGUUACUGCGUGCAUGGUGACAUGGAGUUGGCUUCAAUUCUCUUUGACCGGAUGCUUUCGCGGACCCCUGUGACUUGGGCAUUGAUGAUUGAAGGGUUUGCUAAGGUGGGAGAUACUGUGGCUGCGAGGGGGUUGUUCGACAGGGCCCCAGCCGGGAUGCGAACCGUGGUGACAUGGACUGUUAUGGUCCAUGGUUAUACUGUAAAUGGUGAAAUGGAAGCUGCAAGGGAAUUGUUUGACCGCAUGCCAUUUCGGAAUUUAUUCGUGUGGUCUUCCAUGAUCACUGGGUAUUUCAAGAAGGGUGAUGCUGAGGAGGCUGGAGCAAUUUUCAGCCAAAUGCCGGUCCGGAACUUGGUGAACUGGAAUGCAUUGAUAGCUGGGUACACACAAAUUGGAUGUAGUGAGGAGGCUUUAGAAGCUUUUAGGCAAAUGCAGGAGCAUGGCUUCGAACCUGAUGAGUUUACAAUAGCGAGUGUUUUAUCAGCUUGUUCACAACUGGGUUCACUAGAUUGUGGCAAGAAAAUCCAUGAGUUGAUCAAUCGCAAAAAAAUUAAGACAAAUCAUUUUGUUUUAAAUGGUUUGGUCGACAUGUAUGCAAAAUGUGGUGAUCUUGAAAGAGCAAGAAAACUCUUUGAUGGGAUGAGAAGAAAGAACAGUGUAUGUUGGAAUUCAAUGAUCUCAGGCCUUGCUAGUCAUGGUCGGAGUGAAGAGGCCCUCAACCUGUUUGCUCAAAUGGAAGAGUUGGAAGAGACACCUAAUGAGAUAACCUUUCUUGUGAUCCUUUCAGCCUGCACGCAUGGAGGAUUUGUUAAAGAAGGAUUAGAAAUUUUUGAGAAGAUGGACAAAUAUGGAUUGGUUGCAGGUGUGGAACACUACGGAUGCUUGGUCGAUCUAUUGGGCCGAGCAGGAAGGCUAGCUGAAGCCUAUGAUGUGAUCAAGAAGAUGCCGAUGAAACCAAAUGAGGUGGUGUGGGGAGCCCUGCUAGGAGCCUGUAAAGUACAUAUGGAUAUGGAGAUUGCGGACAAAGUGGUGCAUGAGAUUGGAACCUUGAAUUCUGGUGCUGGAUCCAUUAAUGAUGCACAGUAUGUGGUGCUAUCGAAUAUUUAUGCUGCUUCAGAAAAAUGGAAAGAAGCAGAGAGGAUAAGGAGCAGAAUGGUGGAAAAUGGAAUACAAAAAAUGCCUGGUUGCAGUUCGAUCAUGGUAGGUAACACAGACUAUCAGUUCCAUGCUGGCGCUAUUCAGUCUCAAGCACAUAUGCUAUGUGGAGCCUAAGGUUAUAGAUUUUUAAGUAGUAGGAUCAUGAGAAUUGGUGGACACUGGCAUUGUUGGAUGUUUCCAAACUCAAACAGGUUACCGAAAAAUUAUUCAAGUUGCACAACAAAAGUUUGCUUGGAGAACUUAAGUAGAUUUUAUUCAGUGCCGAGCUUAGGAUAUGAGCUGAAACAAGGAAGAAGUAUGGGCUCUUCCUUAGACAUAUUUUGAUAGUGGAUCACUGGAUAAACCCGGAUAUCAAGCAAUGGGCUGAGAUAAGAUGAAAACAUGUGAUAUUGUUUACACUCAAUGAGCAAAUAGAGUAAUGACACUGAUAAGGAUGUAAAGAUAUACUAAUUCCUGUUCAAGAUUGAAGCAUAGUAACACAAGGUUGUUUACAAAAAGGAAUCUGUGACAUGUAACCAAGCACAGAUUCCAGUCAACAAGAGGAAGUCGUCAAAAAUUUGGCCAUGAUGCAUCACAUUCAAGGAGAUUGUGAAGUCUUUUUUUUGAUACUGGCACUUUGGAAAGUCAUUCAAAAUAGCAUGUUAAUUAUUGUAAUUUUCCUUCUUUUUUGGUAUACUGCAGUUGGUGUUAAUUUCGGUCAUAUCAUGCGAACAAAUGGGAGGGUCUAUGAGAACUAUUUUCAGAACUCUGCCCACCCCCUUCUCCCUCCAUCAGUCGCUUUAUCUUCAAGAAACAUUCAUUAAUUUAUCCUCCAUAAU